AUUUCAUUCUCAAAUUGAAGUGCCGUGUUGACAAGGUUAGGGUUAGGGUUUUGAGGCGCGGGAAAAGAGUUUUGGGGAAAAUGGAUGCCCAGAUUGAUCACUAUGCGGUGCUAGGGUUACCAUCGGGAGAAGAAGGUGCCAAGCUAACGGAGAAAGAAAUCAACAAGGCCUACAGAUGGAAGGCUCUGGAACUGCACCCCGACAAGAGGCCCGACGACCCCAACGCCGCCGCCAACUUCCAACAGCUCCGCACAUCCUACGACAUUCUCCGGGAUGACAAGGCCCGUAAGUUAUUCGACGAACUAUUGCGUGUCAAGCGCGACCGCGAGCUCCGCCACUCACAGCGCGAUGGAAAGCGCCGCAAGAUGGUUUCCGAUCUCGAACGCCGGGAGCGCGAUGCCAACGCCCCCGACCUCGCUGCCAAGGAGCGUGAAGAGGAGGCCAGGAUCGCGCGCCAGCUCAAGGAGGAGAUCGCUAGAAUUCGUGCCAUGCACGGCAUGAAGGCGGCGCCACCACCUCCACCGGAGACGGAGAAGGAGAGUGGCCGUGGCCGUGCUGGUGGGGGAGGUGGAGUGGAUCAAGAGAAGGUUCUGAAGGUUUCUUGGGAAAAGGUGGGUGAGGAUUAUUCGGCUGAUAAGUUGAGGGAAUUGUUUUCAGAGUUUGGUGAAGUGGAAGAUGUUGUCAUCAAAGGGAGCAAGAAGAAGGGUUCUGCACUCGUUGUUAUGGCCACUAAAGAAGGAAGUGUUGCUGCAACGGGAAGUGUGAUCGGUCAUCUUGCUAAUCCGUUGCUGGUUUUACCUCUUAAACCGGCAACUAUUGCAGAUUCUUCCAGUUUUCCGAAGUCCGCUGAAACUGCCAAAUUGAGUAAUCUGGUUGGUGCUGGGUAUCAAGCUUUUGAGGAUUCUGUUCUGAAGAAACUGCAAAAGGCUGCGGAAAAGCAAAAAUGAUGCUGUCAGAAUGAUAAGCAUAAGAUUCAGUUAUUUGGCUUGGUCAUCCCCAAUUCUAUGUUUAGGUACAGAAAUUACCAUUGUAAUGAUUCAUCACUAGUAAUCUGUCAACUGAUCUUUCUGUAUCCAGAUAUACUAAUUGAGGAGUAGCAUACUAGAGACGACUGUUCACUGUAGAAAUUUUAUGUCAUCAUCUAGUUGGUCUUGCCAGCAUAUUACAUGGUACAAACUUUAUGAUUCUCCUACAGAACUGUGACUGGUACAUGGGUGCAGAAAUUUACGAAACAAUGUGAAAUUUAAAUCA
Molecule: messenger RNA, 1251 nt
Organism: Vigna umbellata (rice bean)
Lineage: Eukaryota; Viridiplantae; Streptophyta; Magnoliopsida; Fabales; Fabaceae
Product: DNAJ heat shock N-terminal domain-containing protein
Molecular function (GO): RNA binding
Source: RefSeq, a predicted model, not a curated record